AUGCCGCGCGGUCUGCAGCCAGCAGCUGCGCCGCAGGUGCAGCGCAAGAAGCGUAGCUUCUUCUCCAAGAAGUCCACCUUACCGCCUCUCCCCAUCAUCCGCACCCGUUCCCCGCCGCGUUCAGUCCCCUCCGCCACUGUACUGCAUUCGCUCGAACCCGACAUGAAGGCCGUCACCGCUGGCAAGACGUUCAUGAAGACGGAGAUGGGCGAGGACAAGUGGGAGGUUGCUGACCGAACUCGCGUCACGCGCGCCGCCGCCGCCGAAGCCGAAAACAAACCUAUCGCCAAGCGCCGUGUCGGUGCGUCAACAGCACGGAAAGCUCCGAUCGCCAAGGUCACAGCCAAGCACGUCGCGGUCGGCCCACGCAGUGCGCCAGCUUCCGCUGCCCAGUCUGCUAAGGCGAAAGCGACAGUUGCAGCGACGCGCAUCAAGCUGAGGACGCGGCAGUCGCCAGGCGAGGAAGACACUGCUCCCAGCAACGAUUCGUCUGCCUCCGAUGUUGGUGCCAUUGAGGAUGUCACAUCAGCCCUUCCCCAGCCGAACACACCAGAGGAUUCGCCUGCGACAGAAUCUGCGCAGUCCGCCCCGCCUGCGCCGGCCGCCCAGCCUGCCCCUACGUCGAGCCGUACCCGUCAAUUUUGGUCGACUACAAAGGCACCGCCAUCUAAGGAGGCACCGAAGGAGGCGCCCCCACCACCUGCACCGAAGGAGUCACCCACGCCGCCAGCUCCCAAAGAAACUCCCACGCCUGCACCUGUCGAGGCGCCCGCCCCCAAAGCACCGAGGCCGACGAGAAGUACGCCGGCGAAGCAGGACAAGGCUAUCAGCAGUCCCGCCACCCGCGCAAAGCGCAGGAAUAGUAGUGAUGCCCCCACUUCCAGGUCGACACGCCGCAAGAGCAACCUCGGCCCUAGCACCGACGCCGGCCCUAGUGACCAGACUGAAACUCCCAUUAACAAUGUGCCGAUCGAGGAAGCUGGUCCCAGCAGUAGCACCGCUGUUACCGAGGACGCUCCGCGUAGCGAUGCAUCGCCGAGUGCGGUUCCCAGCAGUGCAGUGGGACCUAGCACCGUCACUGUCUCUGCUCCCCCGGAGACCCUGGCUGCCCCCGUCAAUCCCGCCAACCCGUCACAAAAGAAGGAGUACCUCUCAGCGGGAAUGUUCUGUGAUGAGCCCGUGCCCCCUCGCGACUACCAGUUGGUCAACCGGGUGUUGGCCACGCGGCAGGACUCGAAGAAGAAGAAACUCAACAAUGAUGGAGAGCUGGAUCGUCGCUACGUUUCCGACGAUACGUCCUUCCCUCCUCUUCCCGAGCCCAAGGGCAUGGUCGAGCUGUUCGAGAAAGAGCACGAGUUCAAGCUGCCGUACGAUUUGGUCUGGGAGAGCGAAAGCGGCAUCUUGGACGACAAGAAGCGCCCUCCUCAAUACGAGAUGAUCACCUCGAACCAAUUCCUCGAGCGACCCAAGAUCCCGGUCUCGGACAAGGAGGUCUGCCACUGCGUUGUCGGCACUGGGUGCGGCCUCAGCUGUACCAACCGCCUACAGGGAAUCCUGUGUGGGAAGAGCUGUCCCAACGGGCCGGAUUGUGGAAACCAGGCGCUGUGUCGUCGCCCGGCCAAGGCCAUCAUUGUGGCCCUGUCCUCUCUCCACGGUUAUGGCGUGUUUGCCGCCGAGGACAUUGCCGCUGGAGAAUUUGUGGUCGACUAUCGCGGCGAGGUCAUUAGUGUUGACACGUUCAUCGAUCGCAUCGGCUCACACAGCGAGGACGACAGUGUCUUCGCGAUCGCGUACGACAGGGACGAGAUCAUUGAUUCGAGCUCGAAGGGCAACAGUGCUCGUUUCAUCAACCACUCGUGCGACCCGAAUCUGGUCCUUCGCAAAUUUGAUACGCUCGGGGACGGUCACGAGGAGCACGAAUUCGGUCUGUGGUCCCGCAGGCCUAUCAAGGCUGGGGAGGAGCUUACCUACGACUACAAUGCGGAGACGUACCCCGUGUUCACUGACGGACCCGACACGCGUGUCCCCUGCAACUGCGGUGCUAAAAACUGCACUGGCGGGCUCAAUAGCAAGCAGGGGGUUCGCCCGCAGCUGAUGGACGUCCUCGACUCGUCCAGGGCGAACAAGAAGGCUGAGGCGAGGAAGCUCGUGCACUGGGCAGGCCCUGCGUCCGCGACCCGCCUCGUGCUGGGCAAGGACGGCAAGCUGAAGCGACCUGUCGGACGCCCUCGCAAGCACCCUCUUCCUGACCCGAACGGACCUCCUCCAGUCCGCCGCCCCGUCGGUCGCCCCAGGAAGCAUCCUUUGCCUGACCCUAACGGUCCGCCCCCUAUUAAGCGUCCUGUCGGCCGUCCCAGGAAGCACCCUCUUCCCGACCCCAACGCUCCCCCUCCCCCUCGCCGCCCUGUCGGUCGUCCCCGCAAGAACCCCCGCCCCGACGACGAGAAACCCUCGCCAGCCACCUCCCGUACCGCUCGCGGUCGUGCCAGCCGUGCCGAGUCGAUCGCGACAUCUUCCAACGCUGAUAGCGCCGACGAGGACCAGUGGGACUCAGACCAGUCUGAGUCCAGCAAGGGCAUGUCCACCUCUGAGUCUGAGGCUGAGGUUGACGACUUUGACGCCUUUGAGUCGACCGAGCCCGCUGAGACUCCUGAGCCCACUGAGUCCGUUCCGCCCACCGAGCCUGUCCCAGAGGAGGCUGUCCCCGAGCCCGAGCCGAUGGAAGUGGAGCAGAUCGAGACGGUCGUUGAUCCCGAGGCCACUGAGUCUCAGCCUACGCCUCAACCUGAGCCCGAGGUAGCUCAACCUGAGCCUGAGGUUGUCUCCGAUGCUCCUAUGGUUCCUAAGGUGCCCAAGGCCCCCAAGGCUGUCAAGGCUCCCAAGGCCCCCAAGGCCCUCAAGACUCCCAAGGUCCCCGCCCCGCCUCCAAUCAGCCGCGCUGGCCCCUCUUGGGCGACUGGACCCUCGUGGGCCACCGGGCCCGCGCCGGUCCGCUCACCGACCAAGACCCCCGAGCUGCGUUCCUCCUCCGUUGUCAUGGAUGCCGACGAGGAGAUUGAGAUCAAGCAGGAGCCCGAGGAUAACAUCGGUCCCAGCCGCCGCGACCGCAUUCCCCGCGGACGCCGCUCGGAGCCCUACCCCCUGCCGCGCAGCAAGGCGCAACAGGAGGUCGCUACCCCUCAGUCUGUGCGCGUCAUCCGCCGCCAGUCGCGCGGUGCGUCGACUCCGCGCCAGGACAGCUCCCCCGCUCAGCCCACCGGACGCCGCCGCCAAUCCUCUCAGGGGGGUCCUGCUCUCGUUCCCCGUAUCCGCCUAAAGGGGCUCACGAGGACGCCGGAGGUAGACGAGCGUGCCGCGAAGGAGGCAGAGCGCAAGGCAAAGCAAGCGGAGCGUGCAGCGCGAGAGGCCGAGGAACGCCGCCAGAAGAAGGCAGAGAUGAAGGCGAAGCGCAACGGCGCUCCUGCUGGCUGGGCCUAUAUCGUGGAGCCCGUCGGCGGACCUGCCCCCGAGCCCGAGCAUGCUCCCACUGAACGCGAUGCACGCGCUGCUCGCUUGGCCGCGAGGCGCUCCCUGGGUUAA
This is a messenger RNA of Trichosporon asahii var. asahii CBS 2479, 3579 nucleotides long. RefSeq lists its product as uncharacterized. Gene Ontology annotation, biological process: regulation of DNA-templated transcription. NCBI's taxonomy places the organism in Eukaryota, Fungi, Basidiomycota, Tremellomycetes, Trichosporonales, Trichosporonaceae. The coding region runs from base 1 to 3579 and encodes 1192 amino acids. The record is from RefSeq and is a predicted model, not a curated record. Gene Ontology annotation, cellular component: nucleus; chromatin. Gene Ontology annotation, molecular function: DNA binding; protein binding; histone H3K36 methyltransferase activity. The transcript is spliced from 2 exons.